Messenger RNA from Penicillium cataractarum, 2409 nucleotides. Its product is annotated as ankyrin repeat domain-containing protein. The record is from RefSeq and is a predicted model, not a curated record. NCBI's taxonomy places the organism in Eukaryota, Fungi, Ascomycota, Eurotiomycetes, Eurotiales, Aspergillaceae. The coding region runs from base 1 to 2409 and encodes 802 amino acids. The transcript has 4 exons. Gene Ontology annotation, cellular component: cytoplasm; nucleus. Gene Ontology annotation, molecular function: protein binding.
AUGGAUCCUCUAUCUAUUAUCGCAAGUUCCGUUGCCAUCGCCACGCUGGCCGCGCAGACAUGUCGUGCUUUCGCUGCACUACGCUCAAAGGCCAAAGGUUUACCUGGCAGAAUGCAUGCGCUUAAUAACGAAGUCGCAGAUCUUGAGCUGGUUCUCAACGAAGUGGCGGCAGUAUUUAAGGAGAGAGACUCUACGCUCCUCAUAGAAUCCGAGACGGCCAAUAUUCCCCGCCUUCUAGAGCUCGCCCGUGGUAAGCUCCUUGAGCUAAAGUUGAUUCUUGAGCGUCUUGGCAGAUCGAUGGAGGGGUCAAACUCGAAACUCUCACCGUUUAUCAACCUGUUGGACUUAAGAAAGGAACAGCCAAGACUGGGAGAGUUACAAGAGGAACUAAAAUCAGUCAGGUGUAACCUGAAUGUUAUGCUUGGCGCCUCUAACUCACGUGAUAUGGUUCGUGUCAGAGUUGAGCUGGAGGGCCUGUCAAUGGUCACAUCUCAAAUUGCGGACCAAACCAACAUACGCAAGGAACUGCAGGACAGUUUAACUUAUCAUCAUGGGACACUUGCUGACACCGUGGAAAGGCGUGUUGGCCAGCUCAUGGAGAAGCGCAUUACCCAAGUGGAAGAAAUGAUGCGUGCCCAAUCCGAGGCGCUAAAGCAAAAUCAAAUAACCCAAACUGGAGCGCUCUAUCGAAGACCCCGUCCCCGAAGACCAUCCUCUCAGCAUUCGCAAAGUCCUAUCGCUCCAGAGAGUGUCAGAGUCAGAGUGAAUCAAUACACUUUUAAAUGCCAAUCGGGGUGUACUUGCGCCUGUCAUAAACAAACCAAGACAAAUGCUUCCUUUAUGAACCGUGUGCUUGGUCAGAUAUUCGUUGGCUAUGCCGGUCUACCGAUGGUCAGCCCAAAAUGUGACAGCUCGGAGUGCGAAAAAUCCCAAACACCUUUCAUCAGUUUUGAAUACUGGUUUCCACUUGGCUUUUGCUGGUCAAAAAUCGUUCAAGCACAGGUCAGCUAUCAUCCUAGCUUUGGUCCACAGUUCAAUAUUACUACUCUCCGGAGCGUCCCGGAUACUGCUCCCUGCGUGGAAUUCGCGUUGCAUGGAAACAUCGAAGGGCUGAAAGGUCUCUUUAAUCGUGGAGCGGCUUCCCCUUGGGAUGUUAGUGCUACACGUGGUUAUACUCUAGUUCGGUGGGCGUUGUAUGGCAAGCAGUACAAGACAGUCAAGUUUUUAGUUCAACAAGGAGCAGACGCUGAUUAUCGGCCAUUGUCUCCAUAUGAUAACAGCCCACGAAACAAGGCCUCCGAUAUUGCUCUCCAGGGAGGUCUUGCGAAGGAAGAUUUGGAAGCGCUUUACUGUUUGACACAAGGAAGCGACUGGAUUGAAGAGCAGAACUUCAAUUUAAUUCACAAGAUAGUGUGCGGUCUUUCUCAGAAAAGCUUGGAGAAGCAAAUAAUCGCUGAACCUGAAAGUAUCGACUGCCAAGAUGCGCUUGGCCGUACGCCGCUCCUUUGGGCUGCUGCCCGGGGCGAUGCUGCUAGCGUUGCGAUUCUUUUAGCUCAUGGUGCGAAUCCGGAUAUGCUUGACCACCAACUUGCUCCUCCCGUGUCAUAUGCCGCCGACCGCAAUCAUACAGUUUGUGUCCGACUUCUCCUCGAAGCAGGCGCUGAAACAGAUCCUAUCUUGCCGAACGGUUACAUCGGCGGCUCGGCACUGAACUGUGCUGCACGCAAUGCUAGUGAUCCCCUGAUACUGAAAACACUCUUGGACUUCGGCGCAGACAUCGAAGCUGCCGGUGUGGAUGGCCGAACUUCCCUAAUCCAUGCUGCACGUACGGAUAACGCAAGCUUCGCAAUGCUUCUGCUCGAGUACGGUGCAGAUAUAAAUGCAACUUCAUCUUCCAACCAAACACCGCUCACGACCGCCGUCAUUAACAACUCCCAUAAUGUCCUGCGACUGCUUCUCGAACGCUGGGCUGAAUACUCGGAGUGCCCCCGUCUUAAGGGUCCCCACCUCCUUCAAAUCGCAGCACUUUACGCAGAUAUUGAAACGUUACACAUUCUUACUCAGACGGACCAUUUCCGAAUGAAGCACGAUAAGAAUUUCUCAGUGGGAGAUUUCGUGGAGCGGCUGAAACAGCGAUACGAUGUUUCGGAGAAGCUCAUUCAAAGCUUUGAAGAUUUUUUGACCGUCAUUAACACGGAGCCAAAAUAUACCCAAGAUGAGCAGGACUUGAUGGAGAAAGGUUUCAUGAGCUGGCACAGCAGUCGCGUGGGUAGCCAUUGUGGAAGUGAACUAGCAAAUUGUUCGCCUCCCUAUUAUGACUUUGAUGAGAUUGACAGUCCAGAUAGUGAUACUUUCGAGGAUGCUUUGGAGAAGCUGGAUAUCAGUGAGCGGUUGAUAGAGGUUGAAUAG